AUGGCUCCUCGACGCAGAAACAACAAGCAGAAGCCGAAGCAAAAGAUGCCAGGUCUAACCGUUGACGCCUCUCCACAAGUCCAAGUCCAGCCUCAAGGCCAAGUCCAAACCCAUACGGCCACAAACUCACGCGCAUCAUCGCCCGUGCAGCCUCCCUACUCCCCCAUAACGCCUACUCUCAGCCCGGCACACCUCGCCGCGCCGAGCACAUCCUCGUCCUCAUUCCUUGACAAUGGCCACCCUAAUACUACACCCGCCACAACACCAGCACCUCCUAGACGUACCUAUACCCAUACGCAACCUCCUCAGGCGGCGAUCCCACAGCCUGCGCCCGUGCCCAUAGCACUCGACGAGAACCCCGAUGCGAUAGCGCUUAAAUCCGCAAUCGCCAUACUACAAUUACAGGCCCGGAAUGCGACAAGCGAUAUUAGGACCUUGCAGCAAGUAAAAGAGCGAGCACUGCAAGACCCGGAAGGAUUUACGGAGGCGUUGGUAAAAGGAGAACUCAAGUCCAAGGGCGAUAAGCUCUUUAACCCUUCACCGGAUGAUGAUGAUAGCGACGAGGAUGAAGAGCACGAGCAAGGGGAUAAUAAGACGAAAAUGGAUGUAGACCAAGGUGAAAGAAAGGGAACUGGCAAGCGCUCGUGGCCUGCUCUUCCGACGCCUCAGAAUAUCGUCCGAUGUGCGCCGAUAAACUGGACUCAGUACGCCGUUGUGGGCGAGUCCCUUGAUAAGCUACAUAAGGAACAACAGGCACGGCCGUCGGAAGGAAUGCCACAGCAGGUGGGCCCGGAUGGGCAGCUUUUGUUUGGCGGCGAGGGCCAGAGGAGGGUGUCGGAUAUGGGAGUUGCAGCCCCCUAUCAACCUGGUAGGGACAAGAUCGAUAAGACCAGUGCGAAGGUCCCCAAAAAAACUGGGACUAAAUGA
Molecule: messenger RNA, 927 nt
Organism: Venustampulla echinocandica
Lineage: Eukaryota; Fungi; Ascomycota; Leotiomycetes; Helotiales; Pleuroascaceae
Exons: 1
Coding region: 1-927 (308 amino acids)
Source: RefSeq, a predicted model, not a curated record